Molecule: messenger RNA, 1831 nt
Organism: Spirodela intermedia
Lineage: Eukaryota; Viridiplantae; Streptophyta; Magnoliopsida; Alismatales; Araceae
Source: the annotation of a GenBank genome assembly
AUGGAGACGGCGUGCCUGGGAUCCUGCGCCGACUCCAGCUGGUGGGUGGUCGCAGUUCCGGCCUUCCUCGGCGUGGAGCGACUCUGCGAUAGAUUCCUCUUCCUGUCCCUCCUCGCCGCCUUCCUCUUCACGGGGGUCCUCACCUGGGCUCUCACCCCCGGCGGCGCCGCCUGGACACACGGCCGCGCCCGCCGCGGUCCCAUGCCCAUCCCCGGCCCCCGCGGUCUCCCAGUCCUGGGCAGCUUCCUCACCCUCUCCUCCGGCCUCCCCCACCGCGCCCUCGCCGCCGCCGCCAGGGCCUGCUCUGGCACCGCCACCCAGCUAAUGGCCUUCUCCAUCGGCGCCACCCCCGCUGUAGUUUCCUCCGACCCCGCCAUCGCCCGCGAGAUGCUCUCCCACCCACAUUUCGCCGACCGCCCGCUCAAACGCUCCGCCCGCGAGCUCAUGUUCGGCCGUGCCAUGGGUUUCGCUCCCAGCGGCGCCUACUGGCGCCUCCUCCGCCGCGUCGCUGCCUCCCACCUCUUCGCCCCGCGCCGCGUCGCCGCACACGAGCCGAGCCGGCAGGCCGACUGCGGCUCCAUGCUCGAGUCCGUCGCGGCGGAGCAGUCUUCUCGCGGGAAGGUCUCCCUCCGCCGCCACUUGCAGAUGGCCGCGCUGAACAACAUCAUGGGCAGCGUCUUCGGACGGCGCUACGACGACUGGUCGGAGAGUAAUCCAGAGGCGGCGGAGAUCAAACGCAUGGUGAGGGAGGGCUUCGAGCUUCUCGGGGCCUUCAACUGGUCCGACCAUCUCCCCUGGCUCGGAGCACUCUACGACCCCCACCGUGUCACCGCUCGCUGCGCCGAGCUUGUUCCCAACGUCCGGCGACUGGUUCGCGGUAUCAUAGCAGAGCACAGGAUCCCCAGAGAUCCUGCUGCUCAACAUAGCGACGGUGCAGACUUCGUCGACGUGCUUAUCGGGCUCGACGGGGACGAGAAGCUCGAGGAGGACGACAUGGUGGCCGUGCUUUGGGUUCGUCCUCUCCGACCUCGUAUUCCUGUUUCUUCCAUUAAAGACAAUUAGGGCAACGCUGGCCAUGGGCAACUGCUUACUCCUGCAGCUAAAGCUUCUCGUAUUCGAACAUUCUUCCGUUUUCGCGCUUUUCAACACCGGUUUCUGGAGAUUGUUUGCUUACGCUCACCGCGAAUGAUGACUUGUUUUCCAGGAGAUGAUCUUCCGCGGAACCGACACUACGGCGCUGCUGACUGAGUGGGCCAUGGCGGAGCUGGUCCUCCACCCGGAUAUUCAGUCACGCCUCCGCGCCGAGCUGGACACCGCCGCGGGGUCCGGAGGGUCCAUCAGCGACGCCGACGUGGCGAGCCUGCCCUACCUUCAGGCGGUGAUCAAGGAGACCCUCCGUGUCCACCCCCCCGGGCCUCUCCUCUCCUGGGCCCGUCUCGCCACGUCUGAUGUCCAGCUCGGCAACGGCAUGGUCGUCCCGGAAGGCACUACCGCUAUGGUCAACAUGUGGGCCAUCACUCACGACCCGACUAUUUGGCCCAGGCCGGAGGAAUUCUCCCCGGAGAGGUUCUCGCCGGAGCACGGCGGUGCGGCCGUGGACGUCCGCGGCGGCGACCUCAGGCUGGCGCCGUUCGGGGCGGGGCGACGGGUCUGCCCGGGGAAGAACCUCGGCCUGGCCACGGUGGGCCUCUGGGUGGCCCGGCUGGUGUACCGGUUCGAGUGGAUGGCCGUACCGGGGGAGCCCGUUGACCUGGGCGAAGAGCUGAAGCUGUCGCUGGAGAUGAAGAAGCCCCUCGUCGCCGUAGCCGUGCCCAGAGCCUCCGCCACCUGA